AAAUGUGCCGUACGUGCAAAGAUGGCAGCGCGUGUGGACUUGCUCCGCUCCAAAGUAGAAGACGAGAGGAUAAGGGACAGCUUUGAUACGUUCAUUAAAGAGAAGAAAAAGAAGAAGAAGAGGGAGCUGUCGCCGUGCGCUGACCAACGGAGGAAGGAGGCGAAGAAAGCGAGGCUCCAUCAGCAGCAUCACAUCCCCCGGCUCCCGGGGACUCAGCCGCAUCAGCUGCAGCUGCAGCAGGGACUCCCGCGGACCCUCAGCCUCAGCGGGGACACACAGAAACAUGUGCUGCACCUGCAGCAGCAGCAGCUGCAGCAGCUCCAGCAGCAGCUGCAGCAGCAGCACGGCUGCACCGGCGGCUCCGGCCACAGCUCCCCGCCCACCUGCCCCGCGCAGCGGCGGCUGCAGCCGCAGCCCGCGGCGGCCGGCCGGCCCCCUCCGGCCAGCUCCGGCCGGCCCCCUGCGCUCCUCACGCCCCGCUCCGCCGCGGCCAAGCCGCACACAUGCCAGCACACGCACGGGGAGAAGGCUCUCAAAGUGAAGGGGAAGAAGGAAAACUCGGGGACUAAUGUGAAAUACCCGGAGCACAAGAAAAAUAAAGAGCUAAAGCCCCACAAUGAAAACGGCAAGUCUCUAACACUGGAGGAAUACCUCCUGAAAAAGAAGAAGAAGAAAAGGAAGCACCAUGAGCAUGACCACAGUUCCAAGAGGGUUCGGUGCAGGCACAACAAAGCGGUUCAGACUGAGUGUGCGGGUCCUGGAGCGGAUCUCACAGCGUUUGUUCGCCCCGACGCCUCCCUGCCCGCCAGCAUAAAGCAGGAAAACACUCAGUGUCCCGUCAGAGAUGUUUUCAGCACCCACCCGCCCUACCUGCAUGCUCUCAAAAUGGGCUGCGUCUCCUUCCACUCCCAUCAAGACCACUGCAUCCGGAGUUCCUGCCUCCAGACGGGGACCAGGUUCGGCCGCUUCAUCCACGAGGAAAAGCAGGCCAACGGCGGGGGUUUGGUCCUGCACGCCUACGCCGAGGAGCUGGCCUGCCUCGGCCCGGCGGAGAUGCAGAGCUUCGCCCAGGAGUUCCUGGAGCUGGCCUUUGCUGAGAAGCCCAGGGGGGCGGCCGUCUACGCCCUGUCGGUGGUGCACCGGGCCGCUGCGUACCUGCCCGACUUCCUGGACUACUUUGCCUUCAACUUCCCCAACACACCAGUCAAAGUGGAGAUACUGGGCAAGAAAGACAUCGAGACCACCACCAUUGGAAACUUUCACUCUCAGGUGAACCGGACUUACUGCUCAGGAACGUACCGGGCCGGACCCAUGAGGCAGAUCAGCCUGGUGGGAGCCGUGGACGAGGAAGUCGGAGACUAUUUCCCAGAGUUCCUCGACAUGCUAGAAGAGUCGCCCUUCCUGAAGAUGACCCUGCCGUGGGGAACCCUCUCCAACCUGCAGCUGGACUGUCGCUCCCAGAGCGAUGACGGGCCCAUUAUGUGGGUGCGACCCGGGGAGCAGAUGGUUCCCACCGCCGACAUGCCCAAGUCCCCCUUCAAGAGACGCAGAUCCAUGAACGAGAUAAAGAACCUGCACUACCUGCCGAGGGCCAGCGAGCCCCGAGAGGUUCUGUUUGAGGACCGGACGAAGGCCCACGCCGACCACGUGGGCCAGAGCUUCGACUGGCAGAGCACGGCCGCCGUGGGCGUCCUGAAGGCCGUGCACUUCGGAGAGAGCGACGACUGGCCCCGGAUAACCAAAGACGUGGUGUGUUUUGAUGCUGGGGAUUUCAGCGAGGUCGUCCAGCGGUUGCAGCUGGAUCUGUACGAGCCCCCGGUUUCUCAGUGCGUCCAGUGGGUGGACGACGCCAAGCUGAACCAGCUGAGGAGAGAAGGAAUCCGCUACGUGUCUGCUCAGCUGUGCGACGACGACGUCUACUUCAUCCCCAGGAACGUCAUCCAUCAGUUCAAGACGGUGUCUGCCGUCUGCAGCCUGGCCUGGCACAUCCGCCUCAAGCAGUACCAGUCCAACGACUCGGGGAGGAAGGAGGAGCAGCCGCCGGGGGACCUGAGCCCCGGCUCGGCCCGGGUCUCCUGCUCCUCCCCCACCAGGCCCGGCUUCACCCCAACCCCCCAUGCAAGACUGCAGAGAGACAGCGUUCACGGUGGGGUGGCCAAGACGGAGGAACCGGAGUUCCAGAGACCAGCGACGCCGUCCCAGGAGCCUCAGCCGGCCCCCCCACAGCCCACCAAGUCUGCUCAGCCUCCCCCCACGUACCGGGACCCCCACCCGUUCAUCUCCCCCAUCCGCUCUGGCAGGGAGGACUCUUUUGAAGGUCUACACCCAAAGUCUCAUGACCCCCCCACGGAGAUCCCUAAAUGACCUACUACACCUCCGACACUGGCCCUUAUUAGACUGAAACUGACAUCAGAAUCAAUCGCUUUAAAUUAUUUCUUGACAGAGUAUUAGGGCCAUGCAGGAGAAAAAAUAUUUGAGAGGGGAAGAUUUUUUUUUUUUAUCGUGCACUUCGAGAAAAAAAGUUGAAAUGUCGUGAAUAAAGUCGAAAUUUCUAGAAUAAAGUUGAAUUUGGUGAAUAAAGUGUAAAUGUCUCCUCUGGUCCAUCAAAUCCAGUUAGCAGAGCGACUGACAGCUCUGCAGCAACAGCCGUAACUAACUAACUAACUUACAUCCUUGGAGUGGAACGUUAAGUUUCUGAAGUUAUGCAACUGCAUAUAUGUGAUAUGUGUUUCAAAUCAAUAUCGUCAUCAAAUUUUUACUUUUUUCUCAACAUUUCGACUUUUUUCUCAACAUUUCAACCUUUUUCUCAAAAUUGUACUUCAACAUUAAUCUCGACAUUUCUACUUUUUUCUCGAGAUUUCGACUUUUUUCUCAACAUUUAGACUUUUUUCUCCAAGUGCAUAAUGAAAAAAAAAUCUUCCUCCUCUAAAAUAUUAUUUUUAUUUUUCUCCUGCCUGGCCCUAAUACUCUUCUGUAGUUUUGAGCCUUUGUUUUUUUUUUUGUUUUUUUUUUAAACAAGUCAUACUGUAAGAGUAUUGUUUAAUGGUACUAAAAAGUAUUUAUUUCUUCAUUUUAUAUUGGUCGCACCCGAACUGUCCAUGGUCUUAUUUAAAGUUUGUGUAAGAUAUUGAACCAUUUGACAUUGUAGUUUUAUUAUACAGUGAUACAUUAGCUGUUUAUGAGUAACUUAUUUCACUUUAUUUCACAAGUAAUUUGUGGAGAUGAAGGGAUAUUUAAAAUCUUUUAAAUAUGAUUUCUCUGGAUGCACAAUCCUCUUAUUAUGGAGCAUAAUUCAUGUCAUUGACAAAUGCCCGGAGACUAACCGACCCAGAGGAUGCUGUGGAUUGACUUUAUUUGAUUGGGUUUGUUUGUAAUUAUUCUGUUAAAGUUUAUUUUAGGAUUGGAAAGCAUACUGUUUCCUUUGAAAAUAAGCAACAUGCAGCUAUCCAAUGAGACGUAAGGCACUUAAGAUAUUUAGCCAUGUGUAUGAUUUUUAUGUAAAUAUCAUUUUAUACAGGACCCUUUUCUUAUUGGGACUGAUUUUGAUAUUUAAUUUAUUUUCUCAAGAGUGCGCUUAAAAUAUGAAGAAGGGUUCUGACCUGAAAACGCACGUUACUUGACGACGAAGGAAUUAUGGCUGUUGAACUUAGCAAUAAUGGUCUGAGAGUUUUUUGCUAUUGCUUGGAGUUGUAUGAGUAUCAUGUUGGCGUGAUACCUCGGGAUACGCCGUUUCAACAAAAAAAAAACAUAGCUUUAGCUGGUAAUGUCACUUGACUUGUGAGGAGACGGUUGUAGAGGGUUUCUGUUGUUGUAAUCGUGUGGUGUGAGAUCAGGGACGUCUGUUCCAGAUGUAGCAAAAAGUGUAUAGAACCACGUCUCUUUUAAAGGGGACCUAUUAUGGCAUCUAAUCCCUAUUUUAAACAGGCCUUGAAUGUCUUAAAAACAAGCUUUUGAUUGUUUUUGCUAAAUAAAUUAGAAAUUGAGCCUUUUAAACCAUGUCUUUAUCAUCUCAUUCUUUAACCUCAUUAUCUAUGUGGGAUUCUGAGUGGGCGGGGCUAUGAUAAUGAGGCACUGUGCUGAUUGGCUGCCUGAAUGACGUGAUACACCGCUACGGAAAAAUGGCGGAAGCUCCGGCUGACGGAGUUAUUUACACCGUGUCAUAACUGCAUGCGAUGCGAGCGAGCGUCAGCGACAAAAUCAAUUCCAUUGUUUUAUUUUCUAUUGGACUGUCCUAACUGGCCGUAGCGACGCAGCGCGUCGUUUUGAGCUGAAUAUUUGUCGGACGCCCUGCUUCUGUUUUUGAAAGCGCUGUAGGAAACAGUCAUGGAUGAGGAACGGCUGAUCCAGUUAGUUGAAAUGAGAAGUUAUCUCUAUGAUUCCUCCUCAUUUCACUACAAAAACCUCAAUAAAGUGGCAGCUGCUGGAGGGAGAUGGACAGAGAGCGUCCGAUGUCACGCAGUGCUACGUGAUAGUCGAACGCUCGCAUGCAGUUACACGGUUUUAUAGUUGUGGGUGUGGUUUGCAUUUUGGUUACGUAACGAAAAUGCACAGAAUCUGAACGGCUCGUAGAUCCACAUCAGACUGGACGGAUCAUCCGGGCGGCUGUACAGACACUGCAGAAUUUGGUUGCUUUCCUCCUUCUCUGAGUUGGCAGGCUGAGGGGAGACCACUUUAUAUAUGUUAAAGCAAGAAAAAACCUGUUUUUCAUAAUAGGUCCCCUUUAAGUUUAGUGAGAUUCAUCGUUUGGGACUGAGAUUUCUCAAGGAAGUUUUCAUUUUGUUGUCUUUUAAAAGUAGUCUUUCAUGAAGGAAGUGAUGUCGCGCUGACUACAUCUUAGUGCCUUGUGCUGUGCAGGGUCGGGCCGGCGGCCUUCCUUCCUUCGGUGUGUGUAGAGGAGGGAUGGAGCACGUUUUCAUGCCGGCUCGGAGCGAACGAAUCCUGCGUCCCAUCGCGUGGUUGAACACGAUGCCUUUCACAUGUAUUCAGAAUUGUGGGGAAUGUGAUUUUCACACUGACACCAUCUACAUGAAUCGUGUCGUCACAUCUGCCUUUUGUUGAACUGUGUUGUGUUCAAGAGCCGGUGUUUUUCCUCAUCCGUGUUUGCACGUGAAACUUUUGUGAUCAUUUCUGUCACUUUUUCAACUGACAAAUUACAAACAGAGUGUAAUUCCUUACUGUUAAAACUGUGGGGAAAAGAAUACCACUCAACAAUGAUGCAUAGUCUUUUAAUAUUUUUCAAUAAAUA
Cololabis saira (Pacific saury) is the source of this 5245-nucleotide messenger RNA. RefSeq names its product lysine-specific demethylase 9. The record is from RefSeq and is a predicted model, not a curated record. Gene Ontology annotation, cellular component: nucleus. The transcript is spliced from 7 exons. Bases 22 to 2364 code for a protein of 780 amino acids. Lineage: Eukaryota; Metazoa; Chordata; Actinopteri; Beloniformes; Belonidae.